UGUGACUGAGAGAGAGCGAGCGAGAGAGCGGCACAAAGGAGAAGCGGGCAACAACAGCAGAAGCGGCAGCUCCUCACUGAGAUUGCUUGAAAUACGCAGCAGUAGAAAGGGAGAAGUGAGUGCAGACUGAUAGUGAGUGAAGAGGGAAGAAGAAGAAGAAGAAGAAGAAGAAGAAGAAGAGGAGAAUACAGGACAUACGCGACCACUUUGGUGGCCCAUUUACUUGUGGAUAUGCCAGCCUUCCCUUUGUGCGACUUCCCGGUGGGGGAGAGGUAGGGGGACACCGGCUCUCCCACCACUGCUCUCCUCACCAUGAGCUAAUUCCUGGACUUGCGCGAGGAGAUCAAGGAUGGGGAUCACAUCGGAGACAAGUCGAGAGGUUUGAAUCAUUGGGACCAAGUGUCCUUACCCUUUACUCCUCCCCCUCCCCCUCCCUCCUUUGCCCCUUACACCCUAAACUGGCGCCUCGGAGAUGUUACGGUAAAGACACCGGGACAAUGUCUGGGUAGAUAAUUUUUCGCAACUACCUCAGAAGCCAGCAAAUUUGGGAUUUUUUUCCCUCAGGAUGUCCUCGGGACCCCACACCUACCCCUUUCCAUUUGCACUCAAAACAGUCACGACUUCCAUGCCAAGUGUCGGCUAUAAAAUACUUGUCAGACAGUGAUAAUUGCUCUGGUCCCUGGUCCCAUCACAGAGGCCAGCAAAUUCGGCACCUUUUCACAUGGGAACUCCAAGGGAUCUCCUACUCCUCCAUCUUGAGCCCCUUGGCACUAAAUUGUCGUAUCAGAGACAUAACUGUGCAGAUGUCCAAGCCAGUGUCUGGAAUAAAAUACUACUUGGACAGUUGCUCUGGGAGAAGUGAGUCUCUGGUGUUAAACUUCACACCUCGGGAGCUGCCGGCUCUCCUCGGAACCUGGCAAAUUUGGCACCUCAGGACCAAGCAUCAGAGACGCCUGUGCCAGUAUCUGGUAUAAAGUUGGCAUUGUGGACUCCCCUUUCAUGCAGCCACCGUCCUGCUUCAGAAUCUGAAAGCCGCCCCAAUAUCCUCAGAAUCUAGCUUCAGAGACACCACAGAGACAUCUGCACCAGUGUCUGGAAUAAAAGACUUUUUGGGACAGAUCCCUUGGCUGAAUUCAAUUCAACUUCCCAACCCUGGUCCUGGAAUCUCCUCACACAUAGCCGCCGCCUCAGAAGCUGGCGAAUUUGGCACCUUUCACACAGGACAUCCUUGGGGCCAAGCAUCAGAGACAUAACAAGAAACAUCCGCGUCACUGUUUGGAGUUAAAGACUUCUUGGGCAGUUUAGAAUCCCCUUAAACAGAGCCAGGGUAGCGUGAAAGGGGGCUUCUGUCUCCAUGAUGUUCAACAAUAUCCCGUCACUGGGGUCCGGCAACAUCUCGGCGGGCAACUGGAGCUGCAGCAAGAACGAUGGCUUCAAGUAUCCGCUGUACAGCACGGUGUUCAGCAUAGUGUUCGUGGUCGGCCUCAUCACCAACGUGGUGGCCAUCUACAUCUUCACCUGCUCGCUCAAGCUGCGCAACGAGACCACCACGUACAUGAUGAACCUGGUGGCGUCCGACCUGCUCUUCGUCUUCACGCUGCCCCUGCGGGUCUUCUACUUCAUCAACCGGAGCUGGCCCUUCGGCAGCGUGCUGUGCAAACUGUCCGUGUCGCUUUUCUACACCAACAUGUACGGAAGCAUCCUCUUCCUCACGUGCAUCAGCGUGGACCGCUUCCUGGCCAUCGUGCACCCCUUCCGCUCGCGGACGCUGCGCACAAAGCGCAACGCCAAGCUGGUGUGCGCCGGCGUUUGGGUGCUGGUGCUCUCGGUUAGCUUGACCACAGGCUUCCUGCUGGACACCACAUCGCGGCAGCGCCACCCCGCCAACGCCACCUUCUGCUUCGAGAACUUCUCCUCCAGCCAGUGGAAGUCGCACCUGUCCAAGGUGGUCAUCUUCAUCGAGACGGUGGGCUUCGUCAUCCCGUUGCUGCUCAACGCGGGCUGCUCCGUCAGGGUGCUGCAGACUCUGCGGCGCCCCCACAAGGUGAGCCGUGGCGGGGGUAAGCUGAACAAGACCAAGAUCCUGCGCAUGAUAGCCGUGCACCUCACCACCUUCUGCUUCUGCUUCAUCCCCUACAACGUCAACCUGGUCUUCUACUCGCUUGUGCGCACCAAGACCCUCAAGGGCUGCUUCGCCGAGUCGGUGGUGCACACCAUUUAUCCGGUGGCGCUGUGCAUCGCCGUCUCCAACUGCUGCUUCGACCCCAUCGUCUACUACUUCACGUCAGAGACCAUCCAGAACUCCAUCAAGAGGAAGUCGCUGGCGGGGCGGCCGUGCGACCCCAAGUUGUCUGAGGCGCUGCAGUCGGAAUCCAGCUCCAACCUGCAGUGCAGCUUGAGGAACCUCAAAGCCAAGAUGCUACACAACGAGUCCACGGUGUGACUCUCUCUUUGACCCUUUUUUACGAGUUGUAAAAUACAACAUCCAGUUCGGGGAACUUUCCUCUGUCUAUUUGUGAGGCCCUUCGCACACUCCCUGUUAUCCUUCCGCUGAGGAUUAUACUGUCAUUGUGCAACUGAAUGGAAGGGAGUGCGAACACUUUUGGCAGUGCACGUGCGUGUGUGUUUGUUGCGAACUGUAGCACACUUAAAUUAACAGUUAUAUGGAGCUAAGGUCGGGUGGGUUUUUUUGUACACGGCAUUGGAUGAAAUUCUUUAAUAAACAAACCCAUUCGGACCAGAAUCCCCCAGCAGUUUCUUUUGAAUAUCUGAACAAUGUACAUAGACAUAAGCAGCAGAGGUGGGAGACGGAAGUCACAUGACUUAGACAAUACAGACUGGUUUGGGACGAUAAAAAAAAAAAAAAAAAAAAAAAAAAAAAGAUUGUGAAUGUGUUACUACAGAUAACAAUACUUUUUGACUUGCUUAACAUUUAGUGGGGACUUGCUUGAUUUUUACGACAGUAACUCGGGACUUGCUGGAAACUCGGAAGACUUGGGGCCUGCACGUAUGUGACUUACUCGCACCUCUGGUAAACAGUGAUGCUGUAGCCAGGCUGUGAGGAAGUGAGCGUCUCGCUCUGGCCGGGCGGGAAGAGUAGCAACUUCCUUUGGAGAAGUUUUGCGCAACCUUUGAGCGAAACCAUACACGCGGCGGGCACUUAAUUGGGUACAUCCGUGGUAUCACUGCAUCAGAUCAGAGCAGACGAGGUGAUAAAAAUAUCUUCCCUUCUAACUCUCCUGUGUCAUGUCAAUUUGUCACUUUGUUUGUGUGAGGUUAAAUAAUGUGUGUGCAUGACUAUGAUAUAUGAAAUAUAGUGGCAAAAUAUUUUCGUCGCAAGAAAUUGUAUAAAUGAGACAUUUCUGUGCUCCUUUUAGCCUCUUGUGUCACUGCUGUGUCAAUAUAUUGAAUGUGCCACGUAUAGUACGAAGGAAGUGUUUGCAAAUUACAAAAUAAUUGAAAAAAUAUGUACUGACAAAAUAAAUAGGGACAACAGUUCAAUCCCAA
Phyllopteryx taeniolatus (common seadragon) is the source of this 3507-nucleotide messenger RNA. It is a transcript of the gene lpar6a, whose product is annotated as lysophosphatidic acid receptor 6a. NCBI's taxonomy places the organism in Eukaryota, Metazoa, Chordata, Actinopteri, Syngnathiformes, Syngnathidae. Gene Ontology annotation, biological process: phospholipase C-activating G protein-coupled receptor signaling pathway; positive regulation of Rho protein signal transduction. Gene Ontology annotation, molecular function: lysophosphatidic acid receptor activity. The record is from RefSeq and is a predicted model, not a curated record. The transcript has a single exon. Gene Ontology annotation, cellular component: membrane. Bases 1355 to 2443 code for a protein of 362 amino acids.